CGUAUUGUGGACACCAGCCGCUAGAUGGCGUCGUAAUUUCUACGUGUACGUCGCCGGUCCGCUCGCGCGUCCGUCUCCAGCGGAGCGGCUCCCCUCUUUUCCUUUCCAGGUGUCUCCUCAGCUGCAAAGACCACUUUAAAUGUAGGACCGGGACAAGAUGGCGGUUUUUCUCGCUGCGGCUGCGGGUGAAGCCGCCGUAUCGCCGCCACUAGCAGGGCAUCGCGGUCGGCCUAGGACUGCAGGCAGCGCCCGAAAACCUGCCGUGGCUUGCCGCUCGCUUCCUGCAUUUCCUCUUGGCAUUUUUAUUAUUAUUACCCACACCCUUUUAUGGAGGGACAAAUCAGAGGAUUCAUAUUGCUGGCAAUCGGUGUUUGGCGGCUGGAUCGGGUCUGCAGGGUGUUUAUGGAAACGCGGUCGGUGGUAGAAUUUAACCCCCCCUCCCUCCCCCGCGGUUGUUUUUCCCCGAUCGGAGCCCCCAGGCAGCGCGAACAGCUGGCUGGACACCAUGCGCUAGUUUUUCAGCUUCGCACGGGUGGCGCUGCUUGUUCGUCGGCCGACUGGGCUGUGCCGACCCGGCCCGUUGGUGUGGAUGACUACAGCUCGGAGUCUGACAUCAUUAUUAUCCCUUCAGCGUUGGACUUCGUAUCGCAAGAUGAAAUGCUGACACCCUUGGGCAGAUUGGACAAAUACCUUACCAGUGAGAAUAUUUUUAACAGGCAAAUGGUGGCGCGAAGUUUGCUAGACACCCUGAAGGCAGUGAGCGAGGACGAGAGAGACUGCAUUGCUGUGCUGGAGCGGGUCAGCAGGCUGGCGGACGACUCGGAGCCCACGGUGCGUGCCGAGCUGAUGGAGCAGGUGCCGCACAUUGCCAUCUUCUGCCAGGAGAACAGACCCUCCAUCCCUUUCGCCUUCUCUAAGUACCUGCUGCCCAUAGUGGUGAGAUACCUGGCCGACCAGAACAACCAGGUGAGGAAAACGAGCCAGGCUGCGCUUCUGGUGUUGCUGGAGCAGGAACUCAUCGAGCGAGUCGACAUUGAGAGCCAGAUCUGCCCUGUGCUGGUAGACCUUACGGCCCCAGAUAGUAAUGAUGACGUCAAGACUGAAGCCAUGGCGAUCAUCUGCAAGAUGGCGCCGAUGGUGGGGAAGGACAUCACAGAGCGCCUCUUCCUGCCGCGAUUCUGUGAGAUGUGCUGCGACUGCCGCAUGUUCCACGUGCGCAAGGUGUGCGCAGCCAAUUUUGGGGACAUGUGCAGCGUGGUUGGGGGUGAGGCGACCGAGGAGCUGCUGCUGCCCCGCUUCUUCCAGCUCUGCUCCGACAACGUGUGGGGUGUCCGCAAGGCUUGUGCAGAGUGCUUCAUGGCCGUCUCCUCCGCCACCUCUCAGGAAGUGCGCCGCACCAAGCUGUCCUCACUCUUCAUCAACCUCAUCAGCGACCCGUCGCGAUGGGUGCGACAGGCCGCCUUCCAGUCCCUCGGCCCGUUCAUCUCCACGUUUGCCAGCCCCUCCAGUGCUGGCCAGUACUUCAGGGAAGAGGGGGGGGAAGUCACAUGCACCUGUCCCCCCAGCAGUGGGGAAGCUUCAGAGACAGCAACGAACAAGCCUCCAGUCAGUCUAAAUGCAGAGGCAGCCUCCGAUCCGCAGGGGGCGACGUUGAGCCAGGACUCGGACUGCUCGCUGGAACUUACCCAGGAAUACCCCUACUCUGAGGUGCCAGAUCACCAGCCCCACUGCGACGUGGAGGCACCGGGCUGCUGCAGGACGGAGGAGAACAGUGUGGACCUUGGGGUGGAGGGUGGAGGGGAGCAGGCAGCCGAGGCUCUGGCGUCGGACGUCUCAUGCGACGCGGAGGCUGAGCCAGAUCCGGAUCCUGACCCCGAUCCGGUUUUCAGGGGUGGUGAUGGGGGUGAGGCUUCUUACUUGGAUUCGGUGGAGAAUGCGACCAUAAGAGAGGAUCAGGAUACAGCCGCCCCUGCUGAUGUCAUGUCGGGGUCCGUCCCUGAACAGGAGCUCUACAACUCCUUCCAUUACUGGAGGACUCCUAUCCCCAACAUUGACAUAGACUUGGAGUUACAGGAGGAUCAGGGCCCGGAGCGAGCAAGCACCAGCCCACCUGGGCACCAAGGGACCCCCUCCAUUGGCCGGAAGGAGCUCGAGGAGAUGAUUGAGAACCUUGAGCCGCACAUAGAUGAUCCCGACGUGAAAGCACAAGUGGAUGUGCUGACGGCUGCCCUCAGGGCCACGGCGCUGGAGUGCCACCUGCCAGGGGGGGGGCCAGAGCUGCGAGAUCCUGACAGAGGUCACGACAGCCCCUUCAGCAUCCAUGCCGUGCCUUUGAUCACAGACGCCGCUGACAUCCAGAACCACGAGCCGACUCUCACGAUCCGGCACAGCGACGACUCCGAGCUCAGCGACAGCAGCCCGAGUCCCGAGGAGGAGAAGAAGUCUAAGCAGCAGGACGUGGUACCUCAAGCCCUACUGGACCAGUACCUGUCAAUGACCGACCCCUCACGUGCUCAGACCGUUGACAUGGAGAUCGCCAAGCACUGCGCCUACAGCCUGCCAGGGGUUGCCCUCACCCUGGGCCGGCAGAACUGGCACUGCCUACGGGACACCUAUGAGACACUGGCCUCUGACAUGCAGUGGAAGGUGCGCCGGACACUGGCCUUCUCCAUCCAUGAGCUGGCCCUGAUCCUUGGGGACCAGCUGACGGCUGCGGACCUGGUGCCCAUCUUCAAUAGCUUCCUCAAGGACCUGGAUGAGGUGCGGAUAGGCGUCCUCAAGCACCUCUACGACUUCCUCAAGCUGCUGCACCAAGACACCCGCCGCAAGUACCUAUACCAGCUGCAGGAGUUCCUGGUCACAGAUAACAGCAGGAACUGGCGUUUCAGAUCAGAGCUCGCCGAGCAGUUGGUCUUGUUGCUGGAGCUAUACGGCGGUCAGGAUGUCUACGACUACUUGCGCCCCCUGGCUUUCAGCUUGUGCACUGACAGAGUUUCCUCUGUGCGGUGGAUUGCCUACAAACUGGUGAGUGAGAUUAUCAGGAAGCUGUCUUCUGACCCACCCCUGGUGGCUGACUUCAUGGUCGAGCUGGUCGACAGGUUCUGCCACUCGCCGAAGUGGUCGGGGCGUCAGGCCUUUGCCUCUGUGUGCCAGCUGGUCAUCGAGGACGACUGCGUCUCCCUGGAGCAGUUCUCAGAGCACCUGCUGGCCCCGCUGCUCCAGCUGGCGUCCGACCCGGUACCCAACGUCCGGGUUCUUCUGGCCAAGACCAUCCGGCAGAGCCUGCUGGAGAGGGAAUAUUUCCUGCAUUCUGCCAACUCCCACCAGGAGGCGCUAGAGCAGGCCCUGGUGGCCCUGCAGACGGACCUGGACAAGGACGUCAAGUACUUCGCCAGCGUACACCCGGGGAUCACGCGCAUCAGCGAGGAUGCCAUGAGCACGGCGUCCUCCACAUACUGAGCGUGGCCCCGCCCCAGGCCCCGCCCUGCUCUGGAAUGGGGGCGGGGCAUCUCUACCACAGGCACUACAAGCUUACAAAAGCCACGCGAAUUGACUUUCUUGAGACUCUUAGCCCUCCCCCAGCAUCCUCUCCAUUCUACAAAGUCUUUGUGCUCUGACUUGCCACUGAAGCCUUAAAAACGUCUUCCGUAAAGAAAAAAACAAAAAAAAAAAAAAAUACUUGAAUGUCCAGAACGGGCUCUUUUGAAAAGAAACUCAGCUGAGUGUCACUUUUUAAAAUGGACUGUCCCUCCAAUCAGCCGGAGGCAGCACCUUGAAGCUUUAUGGAAACGCACGGGCCCGGCCGAAAGUUUGUGGGGCUCUUUUUAAUAAAAAUGAGGCGUAAAUGACCGACGUGGCGUGUAGCUCACGUCUGGUGGGUGCGAUCUAAGGGCUCUGGUGUUUUUAACGUCUAGUGCAGCACAUUGUUGUACCCAGGAACCCCUACCCCUACUCUCCAGGGGUCUUGUUAACAGGAACAAUUUUUUUGUGUUUUUUUUUAUUUUUCCUUUUUUAAAAUAUUGUCAGUUGUGCUGGUCGUUUCAGGCCGUGACCAGGCGAGGCAGCCGACGGCACGAUGAGGCACAUUGCUGAAGUCGGGUGUUUUAAACUUGAGAAUAAAAUUCUGCACCUUU
Messenger RNA from Brienomyrus brachyistius, 4133 nucleotides. RefSeq names its product protein phosphatase 4, regulatory subunit 1 (gene ppp4r1). NCBI's taxonomy places the organism in Eukaryota, Metazoa, Chordata, Actinopteri, Osteoglossiformes, Mormyridae. The transcript has 20 exons. Gene Ontology annotation, biological process: protein dephosphorylation. The coding region runs from base 328 to 3459 and encodes 1043 amino acids. Gene Ontology annotation, molecular function: protein phosphatase regulator activity; protein binding. The record is from RefSeq and is a predicted model, not a curated record.